Molecule: messenger RNA, 439 nt
Organism: Rhagoletis pomonella (apple maggot)
Lineage: Eukaryota; Metazoa; Arthropoda; Insecta; Diptera; Tephritidae
Gene: ND-MWFE
Exons: 3
Coding region: 138-356 (72 amino acids)
Source: RefSeq, a predicted model, not a curated record
AGCUAACAGCUGAUUCAACUGUCACCUCCAUUACUCGCUGUCAGGGAAUUGGUCAAAUUCUGAUUGUAUCGGUGCUCGAGAUUUCGGUGAUAUUACUCCAUUUUAUAUAGUUGAAAUUCUACCAAAUUUAAUAAAAAAUGUGGUAUGAAAUCUUACCUUCAGCUGGUAUUAUUACCGUCGUGCUCUCAGUCCCCGUAUACGCUAUGUGGGGCCUAAACAAGUUGACUCUGGGCAAUUCCUAUCGCCGCAAUAUGGAUCAGCGUUUCGACCGAGUAUUGUACCAACGUGACAGCAGACUAACCAACAAUCCGUACAUUCAGAAUGGCUUGGAAACCAUUCCAGAUGAAGAUAAAUAAAUGCCGUGUAAAUAUUCAAUUUAAUCACGUAUCUAGUGUAAUGUAAACGAAUAAUAUGUAAUAAAAUAUGUAAAGCCAACCUA